This is a messenger RNA of Aphanomyces invadans, 2161 nucleotides long. RefSeq lists its product as hypothetical. The transcript has 2 exons. Lineage: Eukaryota; Oomycota; Saprolegniomycetes; Saprolegniales; Verrucalvaceae. Bases 55 to 855 code for a protein of 266 amino acids. Gene Ontology annotation, cellular component: U2-type catalytic step 2 spliceosome; Prp19 complex; U2-type catalytic step 1 spliceosome. Gene Ontology annotation, molecular function: U6 snRNA binding; metal ion binding; pre-mRNA binding. The record is from RefSeq and is a predicted model, not a curated record.
AGCGAAUCCGAUUUCUUCUCCAGUGGGCGGCUGUGGAGGACCACCAAAGCAAGGAUGGGAGAACGAGGCCUUGGAAUCAAGACUGACACAUUCAAGCAUGCGUGGGAAGGUGCAGAUAAGGAUUCGUUUCCUCAGUUAUGUGAGUCCUGCCUGGGAGAAGAUCCGUACGUGCGCAUGAUGAAGGAAGUGCAUGCCAAGGUGUGCAAGACAUGCGACCGCCCAUUCACCGUUUUUCGGUGGAAGCCGGGCAAGAAAGCCCGGUACAAGAAAACCGAGAUUUGCCAGACAUGCGCCAAGCUCAAAAACGUGUGCCAGACGUGCGUGUUGGACUUGCAAUACCAUCUCCCUGUCCAGGUGCGCGAUGCGUUCUUGGCCGAAUCUGAACGCCAGAUCGUCCCCGAAAGUGAAGCGAAUCGUGAAUGGUUUGCCCAACAACAUAACGCAAUGCUUGAAGAACAAGGCAUCGUGUCUGCAUAUGGAAAGGCAUCGGCGCCAAGUCAAGCCUUGCUGCGCAUGGCUCGUGUGGAUCCGUGCUACAAGCGCAACCGACCGCAUCUGUGCUCGUUCUACGCCCGAGGCGAAUGCAAGCGCGGCCAAACUUGCCCGUACCUUCAUGAAAUGCCCACAGCCAAGAACAAUCCAUUGGCGAAGCAGAAUAUCCAGGAUCGAUUUCACGGCCGCAACGACCCCGUCGCCGAGAAGAUUUUGACUCAGCAUGGCCACGCAGACAAACUCAUCAUCAACAGACGACGACGCGGAAUCCCGCCCCCACCACCGCCGCCGCCAUCGGCUAAGGAAGUGGCUCUUCCGGCGCAAAUUCCACCGCCUCCACCUGGUCCGCCUCCUGCGUCGUAAGAGUUCCGCCACCGGCACGAGCUAUAACGAUACAUGCAAGCAACUUGUCGUUGGUGGGACGCAAUCUCGCUGGAUGACCUUUACAUCACGGAAUGGAUUGUCGUCCAUAUCAUGCGCUGCCAGCAGCCCAUUUCUGUGGUGGCUGCAGCGCAUGUACCUUUGGGACCUGCUGCUUGGCACGGAGUGCUCAACAUGCGGUUGACAGGGCGGGCGAGAUGGAUUUGGAAUGCUCCAAGAGCAACCCUUCAGCAGGAUGAUGUCAUAUCGUGCGCAACAUCGUGGCGAGGCAACCCACGACCUUGCAUCCACGUCGUUGAGCCUCGGCACGACAAGAACCCAACAUGACCAUAGUACGAUGCAUCGUUAAGGAGCUUACUUCUUCACAACAUCCCACCCCAUUGCGACGAGGUGGAUCGGAGCAAACAUGGAGCUCACAAAGUCCGUGGACGUCAAUGCACCAGCGCCCCCUGCACCCGCAACCACGUGAAGCGGCAUCAAGUGCUCUUCACGAGGAUGGCAGUCGCGCGCAUUUGGCAUCGAUUCCCAUGCCUUGAGCGCAGCCCCGCGGCCCGCCACGUCCGGGAUGCCACACGCCUCGACGAGCGCGUCGCUGAACACCUUGGACUUUUGGAAGAUGUUGCCUUGGCCGUGGAAUGAGUGGUACGACAUGCCGCUGCCGACAAUGGCGAUGUUCUGGUCGCGCAACGGGGCCAGCGCCUCACCGAUGCGAAAGUGGAGGUCCGGGUCGGAUCCGCGCACGACGCUCACCUGGACGAUCGGGAUGUCUGCGGCGGGGUGGAUGAGCUUCAUCGGGACGAACACGCCAUGAUCCCACUCGCGCGCCGCGUCGAGUUUGGACGGAAUGUUCUGGGCAUUCAAGAGGUCAUGGAUCUGGCGGGCAAUAGCGGGCGACCCAGGGGCGUUGUACGUGAGUGCGUACGCCUCCGCAGGGAAGCCGCUGUAAUCGAAUAGAAGCUUGUGCGACGCCCCCGACGAUAUGGCCACGGUCGACGAUUCCCAGUGGGCCGUCACCAGGACGAUCGCGCUGGGCUUGGUGUCGUGGCCGUGGAGACCAAGCCACUGGGGCGCGGUUUGCUCCAAGAAGGUCCGCGCGGUCCCGUGGUCGGGGUCCGUCACCGGUCGGAGGAUAGGCAGUGGGCCUGCACCAUGAUUGACAAAGAUCGCGGGGGCACGGCGGCAGACGGAAGCGGCCAUGAUGUAUGCGAGGUAGAAGAGGGAUUGAAGAAUGACGAGGUGCGGUCGACCCGUCAUGGUGCACUCACAACUUCCAUGAGGACAUUCCUCC